Lemur catta (Ring-tailed lemur) is the source of this 1116-nucleotide messenger RNA. RefSeq names its product diacylglycerol O-acyltransferase 2 like 6 (gene DGAT2L6). The coding region runs from base 1 to 1011 and encodes 336 amino acids. NCBI's taxonomy places the organism in Eukaryota, Metazoa, Chordata, Mammalia, Primates, Lemuridae. The transcript has 7 exons. Gene Ontology annotation, cellular component: endoplasmic reticulum membrane. The record is from RefSeq and is a predicted model, not a curated record. Gene Ontology annotation, biological process: lipid metabolic process.
AUGGCCUUCUCCCGAAAGGAUGCUCAGGGGGGCCGCCAAACCUUCAGUGUUAUGCAGUGGAUGCCGUUCUUCAUAAUUUUCGGAUUUGCUUUUGCUGCCCUUUUACCCUUCUAUCUGGCAUUCACUAAGUUCUGGCCCUUGACUGUGCUCGCCCUAGCUUGGCUUGCCUAUGACUGGAACACCCACAGUCAAGGUUGUAGACGUUCAGCUUGGGUACGAAACUGGACCGUCUGGAAAUAUUUCAGAAAUUACUUCCCAGUAAAGCUGGUGAAGACUCAUGACCUUUCUCCAAAUCGCAACUACAUCAUUGCCAGCCACCCCCAUGGCAUUUUAUCUUACGGCGUCUUCAUCAAUUUUGCCACUGAGGCCACUGGCUUUGCUAAGAUUUUCCCAUCCAUCACUCCCUCCGUAGGGACCUUGGAAGGGUUCUUCUGGUUGCCAAUUUUGCGAGACUUUGCGAUGUGGUUGGGCACGUGCCCAGUGAGCGACGCAUCCUUGAAGUACAUCCUGACCCAAAAAGGAGUAGGCAAUGCCAUGGUUAUCGUGGUGGGUGGAGCUGCUGAAGCCCUCUUGGCUCGGCCUGGAGAAACCGUCCUCUUCCUCAAACAGCGUAAAGGUUUUGUGAAGUUGGCACUGAAGACAGGGACACAUAUUGUCCCUUGCUAUUCCUUUGGUGAGAACGACAUUCACCAAUACAUGAACUACCCUGAGGGCACGUGGAUGAGGUCCUUCCAAACAGUCUUCCAGAACACAUGCAAAAGAUUCCUGGGAACGAGUUUCCGUGGCUUCUCUGGCCAGGGCCUCACUCCUGGAUCCUGGGGCUUCCUGCCUUUAAGUCGGCCCAUUACCACUGUUGUUGGGGAACCCCUGCCAAUUCCCAAGAUUGAGAAUCCAGACAUGAAGACAGUGGACAAGUAUCACGCACUCUACAUUAGUGCCCUGCAGAAACUGUUUGAACGAUACAAAGUUGAAUGUGGCUUCCCUGAGACCCAAGAGCUGACAAUCAUAUAACAAGAGCCAGAUUCCCCAUUAAUAAGCCCCCAAAGCCACGAGGGAUUCAAGUAAAGCCAAAGGGAAGGAAGAAUUUGGGGAGAGGGUAGGAUCUCAAGCAUGAGA